GAACUGGUGCAUUAUCUCUUGUUGCGCCAUCCACUAUUAAAUUCAACAAAUGAGCCAUGCAAGGAAUUCUUUUUCCAUCUUCCAAAAAUUUCUUCACUGCAGCAACCAUGUUAGCACCACCAUCAGUGGUAAUUGAUAAGAUGCAACCCUUUUCUAUUGAAAACUCGUCGGUAAUAUUUUGAAAGCAUUCUUUUAUAUAAUCAGCAGUGUGUGCCUACAGGAAAGAAGACCAAUAUUAGUCCACUUUAUGAAAUUUUUUAUAACUAUUUUUUUUUAUUUGAUGCAUUUAUUUUAUACUUUACUUACCUGAUACAUUCUUCGUGCUGUCAAUGUCACCAUCUCAUGUUCAGAUUCAGGAGUGCAGUUAUUUGCUGUGUUAAGAAAAUGCGCUGUUACUACGAUGAAACUUCGUGUCGAGUUCAUGAGAGUUAAUAUAUCACGACGAUUCGACAAUACUGUGAAGAAUUUAGCUGCUAAAUCAAUUCAGACUCUGAACCUCCUCUACCGUGCUCUAACCAAUAAGUGACGCUUCUAGAAACUACGAAUAAAGUAUUCAGCUGAAACUGUGAAUUUCUAAGAAUAAUUGACGAACAGUGUGGCCACAAUCCUUUUAUAAAAAACGCGGGAAAAGAUGUUUUCUUUUUCUCCUCUUUCGCCUGUUGAGUGAAGUUGGGACGGUUGAUAUUCCUCUGCAUUACGCUUCUAUUACUUUACAUAAUUUGUGGGAGUAAUGCAGAGGAGUAUUUGUUUGGAUUAAACAGUUAGUAUAAAAAAGGAUUUAGAAUUUUUUGAUCAUAAAAAUAUCGUUUUUAUACCUUUUCAAUAAUUGUAAUAUUAUAUCGAUACCUCGAUAUAUCGAAACAAUAAAUAUCGCUAAAAAAUAUUGUUAUAUUGAAAAAAUUAUAUCGAUAUAUCGAUGUAUCGAUAUUUUUUCGACAACCCUAUUUCACAUUACACGUAUUAAUAUUAAAAUGAUAUUGACAACGUAUAGCAUCUGGCUAUAAAUUAUACAAUCUAGACAGAUUCAUCCCAUUACAUUCCAUCAUUUUUUAAGUACGCUAUGAAGCCCUUAUGGCACCCUGUCAUAGCCGAAGCGCCAUCCGUAGCAACUGAAAUUAUAUUUUUCAAAUGAAUCUCUUUCUCAUCGCAAAACUUUUCCAAUAUAUUGAAUAUGGUUUCGCCUUUUGUAUCGGUCUCUAAAUUUCUAGCAAAUUUAAUAAGAACGCGAUUGGUUUUUCUGACUUGCGAAAAAUGAAUGUCGGAUGAUUCAUUGGCAAAAUGGUUACCGGCUCUUUUUAGACAGGUCACCGGGUACUUCAUAUACAUACAAUCCAUUUCUAUUAUACAAUGGGUGGUUCAGAUAACUUAUAAUUAACUUAAUUAGGGUGUUCACAGUUCUAUAUUAUCUGAUGUGUUAAUUUUGCCAUCUGUUAACUUCAAAACAUUUUACCACGUGGUAACUUUGUUUAUUGUUGUUUCCUAUACAAGUUCGAAAUAACAGUCUUAGGCAAAAUUACUCUACUUUACUUCGUGUUUUUGUUUCCUGGUAAAGUGGCAACUUUGAUCAGCUGACUAUUCGCGUUUAGAAAAAAUGGAAAGCAACACAGAAAUACAGAAGGUAAACGCAAUUCGCAAUAUUUUUAUAGCAAAUUAAUUUUUAAUUAUUGAAUAAAAAUGUCUCAUUUAAAUGGAAAGCAAAAUAUAUUGAACGCACUCAGCUACAAAUGUAUACUGGACAUAACCGCUAAUGAUUCUAGCAGUGACGAAGAGGAUGACAAUAUCAUAAUAAAAUUUGCCAUUGAUGCAGCGCUUAUUAUAGCUAAUCGGAGAAGUACCCAUUUGGGUAUACCAAAGUCUUCGCAAUGGGUCAAUAAUGUUCUUCCCAGAUUUGAUAGUGGCCGCAUGCGACAAAUGUUGCGCAUAGAAUUCUUUGAGUUCAACUAUAUAUUAUCCUUAAUCAAGCAAGACCCUGUUUUCCAAAACAAAAAUUUUGUUCCACAAUUACCAAUCGAUCUUCAACUAAAGAUAACACUUUUUCGUCUGGGAUCAAGUGGAGAGAGUGCCUCUAUUAGAAAGAUUGCAACAUUGUUCGGAAUAGGCGAUGGCGGAACAGUUACCAAAGUGACAGAGCGGGUUAUUACCGCAUUGAUUAAUUUAAAAUCUACAUUUUUAUGUUGGCCAUCUAGAGAAGAAAGGCGAAAGAUUGUCACAAAAACAAUGAAAGAGCUUCCAGGAUGUAUUGGCUAUGUUGACGGUACUGAAAUCAGAUUAGCAGAGUCGCCUUCAAAAGAUCACGAACUAUACUUCUCUCGCAAAAAACAGUAUGCCAUAAAAAUGCAAGUAGUAUGUGACUAUUCACUAAGAAUUAGACAAGCGACAAUAGGAUAUCGAGGAAACGUGCAUGAUGCUAAAAUUUUUGCCGAAUCUGCAAUAGGUAAAAACCCACAAAAUUAUUUCUGUCAUCGGAAAUGGAUUGCUGGCGAUUCGGCAUAUCCGCUAAGCCAACAUCUUAUUACACCUUUUCGACAAAACAGUACUGAGCAGUCAAAAGAAAUGAGAGAUGCAUUCAAUCAAUAUUUCUCUAAAUAUAGAGUACGUGUAGAAAAUUGUUUUGGGAAAUUAAAAGAAAAAUUUUGCAGUUUAAAAGAACUACGGUUCCGAUUAACGAACGAAACUAAUUAUAAAAAUUGUUGUAGAUGGAUUUUGGCAUGUUGUAUCCUUCACAACAUGCUGCUACAAUUUAACUUAGACGAAAAUCCUAGUUUAGAAAGCCAAGAAGAAACAGACUUCCCACAAGAAAUUUAUGAACACGACGACCUAAGAAAAGCUCUAUCACAUUUUGUAAACAAUAAAGAUAUAAUUAUUUAAUUUUAUGUAGUAUAUAUGUAUAGUUUUAUUUUUUAAUUUUUAAUUAUUUUUUAAUUUUAAUGUAUGCAGUUCAAUAGCCUAUUAAAUUUUAUUGAAAUAAAAGAUGUUUAAUAUUUUUCUAAUGAAGGUGUUAUACAUGUUUUCUUCAUAUAACGCGAUUUAUUUUCUAUAUGGAAGAAAAUACUUAGGCCUGCGACAUUUUUAUUGCAUUAU
Molecule: messenger RNA, 3081 nt
Organism: Bactrocera dorsalis (oriental fruit fly)
Lineage: Eukaryota; Metazoa; Arthropoda; Insecta; Diptera; Tephritidae
Exons: 2
Coding region: 1675-2868 (397 amino acids)
Source: RefSeq, a predicted model, not a curated record